AAUGUGAAACUUAAAAUAUAUCAAUAAUGGGAACAUUAAAAAACUUAAGGAAGAAAUGUGAGUGGCAUAAUAGUUCAGGAUAAGAACCGAGACAGCUACUCCACUUGGCGUUCACAUUUAAUAACGCAAAUGUCAUGAAUCACAAAAAAAUUAAAAAAAAAAAAAUCCACGUUAAAGACAAAAGUCCUCGAUAUUAUACGUGCAGAUGAAUCUGUAAUGUUUGGGUCCCACGUGUGCCUCCGUAUGCCUUCCUCCGUCAUUGUAAGAUUUUAAAAUUCCAAACCAAAACCACGUGCUUUUCACGGUCACUUAUAUAUAUUCUCUCUCGACACUUUGGCUCAACAUCCACUCCAUUUUAAAAGCUUGUAAACAUGGCACUUGUUCGAGAUCGUGGGCAGUUAAAACUGGGCCUCAGGUUACCCGAACGGCGGCCCCGGUUCCCUCCCACCGCCACCACCACCACAACCACCACCACCACAACCGAAUACGAGACGGUUCAAGUUCUCGGACACGGAAACGGCGGCACCGUCUACAAAGUGGUUCACAAGAAAACAUUGGAUGUUUUCGCGCUCAAGGUGGUCCACGCCGACAGCGAUCCAAUGAUGCGCCGUCAGAUCUUUCGUGAGAUGGAGAUUCUCCGGCGAGCAGAUUCCCCCUUCGUGGUUAAAUGUCAUGAGAUAUUUGAAAAGCCUGAUGGGGAUAUUGCCAUAUUGAUGGAAUACAUGGACGCCGGAACCCUAGACUCCUUUUCUAAAAACGGUGGGGUGUUUACGGAGCAAACACUCGCCAACGUGGCGCGUCAGAUUCUCAAUGGGCUUAACUAUCUGCAUGCGCAUAAAAUCAUUCAUAGGGACAUCAAACCAGCAAAUCUUCUGGUGAAUAAAAACAUGGAGGUGAAAAUAGCUGAUUUCGGAGUGAGUAAGAUUAUGUGCCGGACGCUGGACGCCUGCAAUUCGUACGUGGGUACGUGCGCCUACAUGAGUCCGGAACGCUUUGAUCCGGAUAGCUACGGUGCAAAUUAUAACGGUUACUCGGGUGAUAUAUGGAGUUUAGGGUUAACGAUAUUGGAACUGUAUAUGGGUCAUUUCCCGUUGCUGGCAAGCGGUCAGAAACCCGACUGGGCGACGCUCAUGUGUGCGAUAUGUUUCGGUGAACCCCCGAGUUUGCCGGAAGGAGUUUCGGAUGAGUUUCGAAGCUUUAUUGAGUGUUGUUUGGAUAAAGAUUCCGGGAAGAGAUGGACGGCUUCCCAGUUACUUUCGCAUCCUUUCUGUAGUAGUAGUAGUAGUAGACAAUAACAAGUUAACAGCAACUACUCUUUGUAGUUUUUGGAAUUUAAUGUAUAUUCUUAAUUUUUCUUUCUUGUGGAAAUCAAUUUCAAAACUGAAAUUAAGAUGAUAAAUUGAUGAUAA
Messenger RNA from Helianthus annuus (common sunflower), 1409 nucleotides. RefSeq names its product mitogen-activated protein kinase kinase 9. Bases 372 to 1295 code for a protein of 307 amino acids. Gene Ontology annotation, molecular function: ATP binding; protein serine/threonine kinase activity. The transcript has a single exon. The record is from RefSeq and is a predicted model, not a curated record. Gene Ontology annotation, cellular component: cytoplasm. Gene Ontology annotation, biological process: protein phosphorylation. Lineage: Eukaryota; Viridiplantae; Streptophyta; Magnoliopsida; Asterales; Asteraceae.